Molecule: messenger RNA, 7801 nt
Organism: Sapajus apella (tufted capuchin)
Lineage: Eukaryota; Metazoa; Chordata; Mammalia; Primates; Cebidae
Gene: MYSM1
Product: Myb like, SWIRM and MPN domains 1
Exons: 20
Coding region: 51-2540 (829 amino acids)
Biological process (GO): double-strand break repair
Cellular component (GO): BRISC complex; BRCA1-A complex
Molecular function (GO): metallopeptidase activity; polyubiquitin modification-dependent protein binding
Source: RefSeq, a predicted model, not a curated record
UGCUCGUCUCGCGGGAUCUCUCGGGAGGACGUACGGGGUCAGGUCCCAUCAUGGCGGCUGAAGAGGCGGAUGUGGAUAUCGAAGGGGACGUGGUAGCGGCGGCGGGGGCACAGCCAGGAAGUGAUGAAAAUACAGCUUCAGUUUUACAAAAAGAUCACUAUCUUGAUUCAUCUUGGAGAACAGAGAAUGGACUUAUUCCUUGGACCUUGGAUAACACCAUCAGUGAAGAGAACAGAGCUGUUAUUGAGAAAAUGUUAUUGGAAGAAGAGUAUUAUUUAUCUAAAAAAUCACUACCGGGAAAAGUCUGGCUUGAUCAAAAGGAAGAUGAUAAAAAAUAUGUGAAGAGUCUGCAGAAAACAGCAAAAAUCAUGGUACACUCUCCUACAAAACCAGCCAGUUACUCAGUAAAGUGGACGAUAGAAGAAAAAGAGCUGUUUGAACAAGGGCUGUCUAAAUUUGGCCGAAGAUGGACCAAAAUUUCAAAGUUAAUUGGAAGUCGCACUGUUUUACAAGUGAAGAGUUAUGCAAGACAGUAUUUUAAAAAUAAGGUCAAAUGCGGCCUGGAGAAAGAAACACCAAAUCAGAAGAACGGCCAUAAUCUUCAAGUUAUAAAUGAAAAUAAAGGGACAAAGGCAUGGACACCAUCAUGUUUCAGGGGACGUGCUGAUCCCAACUUGAAUGCUGUAAAAAUUGAAAAGUUAUCUGAUGAUGAAGAAGUAGACAUCACAGAUGAGGUGGACGAGUUGUCUUCUCAAACACCCCAAAAGAAUUCUAGCAGUGAUAUCUUGUUAGAUUUUCCUGAUAGUAAAAUUCAUGAAACCAAUCAAGGAGAAUUCAUUGCUUCUGACAGCCAGGAAGCUGUCUUUUCUAAGUCUUCCAGGGACCGUCUUCAAAAUGAAAAGCAAGAUGAAACACUUUCAAGCUCGGAAAUUACAUUGUGGACACAGAAACAGAGUAGCAGUGACAAAAAUUCAGUCAAAUUAAAUGAUCAGAAAUUUAAUGAAUUGAUUAAAAAUAGCAACAAACAUGAUGGAAGGGGAAUCAUAGUUGACGCCAGGCAGCUGCCUUCUCCAGAGCCUUGUGAAAGUCAGAAAGAUUUGAAUGAUAAUGAAAUGCUUUUUGAUUCUUCUUGCCAAAUGGUAGAGGAAAGUCAUGAGGAAGAAGAGCUUAAAGCACCAGAACAGGAAAUAGAAAUAGAUAGAAAUAUCAUUCAAGAAGAAGAAAAACAAGCAAUUCCUGAGUUUUUUGAGGGACGCCAAGCUAAAACACCAGAACGCUAUUUGAAAAUUAGAAAUUACAUUUUGGAUCAAUGGGAGAUAUGCAAACCGAAAUACCUAAAUAAGACCUCAGUACGUCCUGGCCUGAAGAACUGUGGGGAUGUUAAUUGUAUUGGACGGAUUCAUACAUACCUCGAAUUGAUAGGAGCAAUCAAUUUUGGAUGUGAACAGGCUGUAUAUAAUAGGCCACAAACGGUUGACAAAGUACGAAUCAGAGACAGGAAAGAUGCAGUAGAAGCAUAUCAACUUGCCCAGCGUCUGCAGUCUAUGCGUACAAGGAGACGUAGGGUCCGAGACCCAUGGGGAAACUGGUGUGAUGCAAAGGACUUAGAAGGACAAACAUUUGAGCAUCUCUCUGCUGAGGAGUUGGCAAAAAGAAGAGAAGAGGAAAAAGGCAGACCUGUUAAAUCUUUAAAAGUUUCAAGACCAACAAAAAGCUCAUUUGAUCCCUUCCAACUGAUACCUUGUAAUUUUUUCAGUGAAGAAAAGCAGGAGCCAUUUCAGGUGAAAGUGGCUUCAGAAGCACUUUUAAUAAUGGAUUUGCAUGCUCAUGUUUCUAUGGCAGAAGUGAUUGGUCUAUUAGGAGGAAGAUACUCAGAAGUUGAUAAAGUAGUUGAAGUCUGUGCAGCAGAACCAUGUAACAGUCUGAGUACAGGACUACAGUGUGAGAUGGAUCCUGUAUCACAAACACAGGCCUCAGAAACCUUGGCUGUUAGAGGCUACAGUGUUAUUGGAUGGUAUCAUUCUCAUCCUGCUUUUGAUCCCAAUCCUUCCUUACGAGAUAUUGACACACAAGCUAAAUACCAGAGUUACUUCUCCAGAGGAGGUGCAAAGUUCAUUGGAAUGAUUGUUAGUCCCUAUAAUCGAAAUAAUCCCUUACCAUAUUCUCAAAUUACCUGCCUGGUUAUAAGUGAGGAAAUUAGCCCAGAUGGCUCUUAUCGGUUACCUUACAAAUUUGAAGUACAACAGAUGUUAGAAGAACCUCAGUGGGGAUUAGUAUUUGAAAAGACAAGAUGGAUAAUAGAAAAAUACAGGCUGUCCCAUAGCAGCGUCCCCAUGGAUAAAAUCUUUCACCGGGAUUCUGACCUGACUUGUUUGCAGAAACUUUUGGAGUGUAUGAGGAAGACUCUGAGCAAAGUGACCAAUUGCUUUAUGGCUGAAGAAUUCUUGACUGAAAUAGAAAAUUUGUUCCUUUCCAAUUAUAAAAGCAACCAAGAGAAUGGAGUAACCGAAGAGAACUGCACAAAGGAAUUGUUAAUGUGAUUAUUUUACAGUUAAGACAUUUGAAUCUUGACACAGUAGAUCUUGCUUUCAAUGUUAUAACCUUAAAGUGAUUGUAAUUUAGUUAACAUUGGCACGGCUUUGGUAUUUUUUCUCUAGUUCACAAAAUCCAAACGUUGCCACAUAAAUCAUGUGAAAAGGAAGAGCUACAGACUUACUUUCAUACAGUGAUUAUCAGAGUGUUGCAAACCAGGGUCCAGCACAGUGUUCUAGUCCUUUACUAAGCAAUGCUGUGUAACUUAGGCUGUGAAACUUAGGAGCCUAGUUGGCUGUACUGUUGUGUUCAGCUUGGGAUUUGGACUAUGUCUCUAAGUCAUUUCUUCCCUGAGCUAGCCAUUUAUGUUUCAUUGUGGUAUCUCAUAUUUCAUUUAGAAGCACUUCCAUUAUUUUCAUAUGUUCUGGUGAGAUUUGUUUAUGGUUACAAAUGAGAUGUGGAUGGGUGGUCACUGAGAUAAUUAAUAUGGUUUAGAACUACUGAUUAAUCUAACAACAUGCAGUAGGGACCCAGGAGAAUCAUGACAAGAAAAUCUUAAAAACAAGAGAAACCCAAAAGAGAGAAUGAAUUACUAGUUUUUAAUAUUGCUUCCAUUUCAUUGUAUAGCAACAUUAUCAUAAGAAACGCCAUUUUCCCCGCGAUCUGAAAAUUUUUGACUAAUUUGACAUGCAUAAAAUAAUUAGCUUCAAUUGUGUGUCCACUACAUUAGUAUAUGUGAUAAAACCUCAUUUAACUGGAAAUUAGGUAGUCAUAACCCUCAAACUUUUUUUUCUACUAUCUACUAUUAGGAGAAAGAGGCAAAUGAUAAUAAAGCUGGAAAAAUCAGAGAUUUAAUUUUUAAAACAAAAACGCCUUUCAGGACAUAUUACAUAUUCAGCCCAGUUUCAUAUACUUUCUGAAUCUGUAACGGAGGUCAGUGAACUUUUUAAUGUAAAGGGCCAGUUAGUAAAUAAUUUUGUCUUUUUAGGCCACAUAUGAUCUCUAUGAGACAUUCUUCUAUGUGUGUAUAUGUGUGUGUGUAUUUGUUUUAAACAAUUCUUUAAAACUAUAAAAACCAUAGUUAGCUCACAGGUCUCACAAAACAUAGGCUGCUGGCUAUUAUUCUCCAACCCCUGAUCUAGAGAACUUUAAACAUUAGAAUUUUGUUUUACAUUUGUUAAGCCUUACAUCAGCUUCAAAUGACACUGAAACUCAGAAUUAUGAUCUGCAUCUAAGCCCAUUUUAAAAUAAAGUAAGCAAUCAUGCUGCCUCAUUCAUUGAAAUUCAAUAGAUUUUAGUUUAUUUCUUAGUAUCUAGAGGAUUGAUUUAUACCUAUUCACUAAGGAUUCUCACUAAUGUUUUCUUAUAUCUAAACCAGAUUGAUUCUACAUUUUUGUUUGUUUGUUUGUUUGUUUGUAGUCAGUAGCCAGUGAAGAAUAAGGAGUAUUGGAAGAAGCAGUGAGCCAGCUGUAGGUGACCUGGUCUUGUCUCAACUUUGUGAUUUGGGGGGAUAUAGUUUACUUUUCCUUAGCCUUAAUUCUUGUGUAACGGAAGUCUAACUUCUUAGGGUCCUUUCAGGACUAAAAUUUUAUUGUUCAUUCUAAUUGUUGGACUACUCAUGUGAAGUUUAUAUUUUUAGUUAAUACAGUUUCCAAAUUAACAUACAUUUUUUAAAAAACAGGUAGUAUUUUUCCAUUUUUCUAUGUGCACUUUGGAUAAACAAUGAAGUAUAGCUUACAAAACAAUUGCUUUGAGGACUGAGAGACCAAAAGUCAGGAAACCUGAACUCUUAUCCUAACUCUGUGACCAACUUUGCUGUGUGACCUUAAUCAAAACGCGUAACCUGGACUGCACGCUCCUCACUGUUAAUUCAAGGGCCUGAAUUUUAUGACUUAGUAUUCUCUUCCAAUCUCAGAAGUUGUGUGAUUCUAUGAAAGGCAGUAAUUGAUUCCUUUGUACUCAUCUUCCUUUUGAACUGUUUCUUCAUAAUAUAUUGGGGAACAAAUACUAAAAAGUUGUUAUUUAUUAGGUUUCUUGAUUGACAUUUCCCUAUAAUACUGAUGAGUUUGGGUGAUGGAAAGUAAUGGAAAUCGUUAAAAGUUAUGCUCUCAAAUCUGAGUGUCCCUGCUGUGUGUGCCAAUUUUAACCAUAUUUGCCAACCUAAGCCAUAUGGUGAGGAUCUCAAGGAUGAUAAUUGUCAAGAGUUUGGGGUCUUCAGAACACAAUUUUCAAAAUAAUACUUACUGAGUAUUUUCUGACUAUAGAGUACAUUUAUCUUGUAAAAUAUGUUUGAAAAUACAGAGAACUAUGAAGUAUAAAAAUCUCAGUAUUACUGUUUAAAAAAACACAGUUAAUAGUAUAAAUCCUUCCCCAUUUUUUUGACAGUAUAAUUUGAGUAUGUUAAAAUUGGUUACUUUUUUCUCUCCUCCUCCAUCAUGUUCGCUGCUUCUUUUUUCUUUUGUCACAUUCUUAAAACAGUUUUUCAACUGCAGGUACCCACAUUGCUGGCACUGCCAGCCUUGGGCUACUACCAAGGAUAAUGGAGUCAGGGCCUUGAAGCACAGAGGAAGCCUAGAAAUGACUGGGACUAUGAUACAGGAAGUUUAGGAGGCAGGGUCUCAAAGGAAAACCUGCCACUAAAAAUGUGUACAAAGUGGAGGAAGGACUAAAGGACUUAAAGACAUGAAGGUGUCUUCAUCCUGAUUCUGCCUUUGUUAUUGCACAAUGACUAUAAAAUAAUGAGCUGAACUUUUUUUUUCUGGCUUCGCUAAUGGAAAUUGACACUAGCACAUCCCCAGUAUUAACUUAGCUUUCUUUAAAAAUCUAAUUCCAAAGUAACAUUCAAGAAAAGAAAAACCAGUGGAACAGGAUCAGUAAGCUCAGAGUCAUCAUCUCUAUUAUUUUAGCCUUGAAACAUUCUUCUCUAAUCCUUUUAAAUUGUCUUCAGUUUCCUGUUCAAGUUAUAUUGCUUCAGUUACAAUUUGUUUGACCCUGUAUUCAGAGCUGCAUUAUGAUUUUUGUGGGCCCUAGGGAGUUUUGCCAUCUUAGACUCCUUCUUCCAUAAAAAGUUAAAAGUGAUAUUUUACAAUUGCAUUUGUAUGAAAUGAAUGUAUUAACAUUUUAGAGUAAAACAUUUUGUUUAGUCUAGAAGUUCACUUUUUUCUUACAAGGCUAAAAAAACAUUAAAACAUUUUUUUGGCCACUAAAAAACUGUGGGCCUUAGGUACUGUGCCUAAUGAAUAAGCUGGCACUGCCUGUAUUCUGAAGGGUAUCAUUGGAAAAAUAGCAGUCAUGACUCUGUCCCCUUCUAACACCACUAUCCCUGAGGAAGCCUUUGCCACCCCAACCAAGAGCACUGCAGUUUCCACAGUUAACAGAUCUAUAGACUUGAACUUCCUUCCUUCCCAACCUAAUCAAAACUCAUAAAUUACUUGGGACCUUUGAUCCUCAAAAAAGAUAGGAGGCAGUGAUUUGUUUUAGUCUUCAGAUAUUUUUGUUCUGGUUGUCCUUAAUCAAUCUAUAGAUUUGAAACUCAUGCCACACUUGAAAGGGAAACAUCCUAAUACCUUUCUUUUCUCCCCAUUUCCUACAAACCCUUUCUUUCAUCAUCAUUCCCUCCAUUCUUUUUUCUCAGCAUAUAGAUACAAGACCAUUCUUUCUAUCAUUUGUUGAAAGCUAGGCCUGUAGAAUAGAGAUGGACAGACCAUGCAUGUUUCUCUGAAGCUGUUUACUGCUGCUCCCAGUCUUCCGUCCGUACCAUACCUUCCCUGCCCACAGCAGUGGGGUUGAGGUCUGUGACAUGCAAACUGUAAGCACAGUCAGAGCCUCUGCAGCUCCACCCAACAGAGGAGACAGGCCUCAACCUGCCUGAGCAGGUCUCCUCCUCUACAUUACCUUCCUCCCAUUUCUCUUGCUGGGUCCUGAUGAAGUGAGCUGGAGGAACCAAUACAGUCAGGUUGCCCUGGAAUUGAUGGUGCUUUGUUUUGUGCUUACACAAGAGCUGUGUAACACAUGACCACCUGAAUUGAAGCCAUCCAGUCACAAGUCAACAGACAGCAGUUGAUAGAAUUCUCAGUAGAAAUUCAGUAAGCGUGUCCAAUUUUUUUUUUUUUCCACCUUUACCAAAAGCUACAGACUAAAUCUGGAGUCACUUAUAUGAUAUUUAGGAAAACUUCUUUUAUCUAAGCACAAAGAAAAGCACACACAUUUUUAUAAUCAUCUGCUUCAUCACGGUAAAUAAUUUAACAAAGAAAGUUGAUCAGUAUCUCUAGUUUACCAGUAUUUUAUUAUUAGUUUUCUUACAAAUUAAUAUAUUUUGUAGUAUUUCCAGAAAAUCACUGUGGGAGAAUAAUGUGCUACAGGAUGUAUUUCCUGACCUUUUCUUAAAUGGCUGUUCCCCCCAAAUUCUGCUUUCUCUGGUUCCUUUUUUAUUUAAGCUAUCAUUAUACUUUCUAGUAUAUUCUGAGUCUAUCUUCUAAGCCAUCUUAAAUUUUUCCUGGAACAAGGAAGGGAAUAAAUAUGUUGCCUCCACUAAAUCAGGAGAAAAUAAAAAUAUCCCAGGGGGGCUAUGAUUAUGCCAAGAGCUCUAAAUAGAAGUUCGAGAAGGUAAAAUUAAGUUACAAUAUCUGGGUUGUUUUUAUUUUCUUCCUUUGGUGUUUAUGAAUGUAUUCAUAAGAACUUUAAUUUCAGGGGAAAAGAAUGCCUGAUUUGCUAUCUUUGAGGUUUCCUAGUUUCUUAAGAAGUCAGUUAAAUAUGUUUUCAUAGUUUAUAUUCCUGUUUCAUAGAUUACUGUAAAAUGUGUUUAAGCCUAUGGAUUAUAAAAUAGUAUUUAGAGUGUAGCAUGCAUGAGUUAAAUAGAUCAAUCAUAUACCUUUAGAUUUGUGGAUCUGACAUGCAAUUUAUGUGUUGUGUAUAAGUUACUAAACACACUGCAUGGUUAUUGAUAAACUUGUUGCUGUUUUUUUCCAAAUGUUUUCAGUGUUUGUGGACUUUUUAAAAUUAGUUUGAAUUUUGGAAUGUUCUGUAAUAUAAUUUCAACUAUUUUGUACAUUUAAAUAUGCCAUGUUGUAUAUGUCUGUAUUUAAAAAUAUUGUAAAUAUCUGCAUUUUUAGAAUUAUGAAAGAUUUGCCUCAAAAGUGACAGAACUCUCCAUACUUAAUUGUGACACAUUAUAAAAUACCUGAUUUUAAGCUUUUGGAUUUUAUCUUGUUCUAAAAAUUAAGCUGAAACAUGCUGAAGAUUCCAUAUAAAUAAAAUUUUGAAAAUAAAA